AGCCCCGUCGGAGACGUCAUGAGCGUCUUACUACCCAACAUGGCGGACUUUGAUACCAUUUAUGAGUUGGAAGACGAAGAGGAUGAGCACGUAGUGAGUGAGGAACACUUGCCCAGAUACUGUCCGGAGCCCGUGGUGAUGCGAGGGGCCGGACACAUCACAGUGUUUGGACUGAGCAACAGAUUUGACACAGAAUUUCCAUCUGUUCUCACGGGAAAGGUAGCGCCAGAGGAAUUCAAAACCAGCAUCAGCAGGGUGAACGCUUGUUUGAAGAAGAACUUGCCUGUGAAUGUGAAGUGGCUUCUUUGCGGAUGCCUGUGCUGCUGCUGUACAGUAGGCUGCAGUCUAUGGCCUGUUAUCUGCCUCAACAAGAGAACAAGACGGUCUAUUCAUAAGUUGUUAGAGUGGGAAAAUAACCGAUUAUACCACAAGCUGGGGCUGCACUGGAAACUCAGUAAAAGAAAAUGUGAAAGCAGUAACAUGAUGGAAUAUGUCAUUCUUAUAGAAUUCUUACCCAAAUAUCCUAUAUUCCGACCGGACUGAGGAGGCUGUUAAAGACUGGACGUGUGGCCCUUGAAUCUUAUCCUUAGUGCCUUGUAUAUACAGUAUGUUGGAAUAAGGGUCUGCACCGUUGUCUCUCAUGACGACCCUGUACAUCUCCCAGUACCUUGUACAUUAGAAUUUGCAACACUGUCACUUUGCUUUAGAGCAGAUUUUGCACAUUUUCCCCGACAGAACUAGACAUGUCCCCUCUGUUGCACUCAGAUGUGUUUUUUUUUUUGUUACAUGUGACAAACAAGUGAAACUCUCGAAAAGUGCAUUUACCCCAAAGAACCAUCAACUUAUCCCAUCUAUUAUAUCAGUAAUCCCUUGCAAAGAAUGUGAUGCCUCCACCUUCCUUAACUAUCCUUGCCUUAUGUAUGAUUUUUUUUAAAGAUAACUCUACGUGUGAGAGGAAGAGGAGGAGGACUCUGGGUAAUUCAACAAGUCUGUAGACUUCAGUGCUGUUUGUUGGGUUUCCUCUCUUUGAAUCCAGUUCUUUGCAAGUAGAUGGGAUGGUUGAAAUUGCCUAACGUACAGUGUACGUCACUACCCUGUGUUAUUUCUUUACAUUUGACCCUCUGUACAUGGGAACUAGCUAGUGAACGAACUUGACCUGUAAAUACCAUGUUAGGAUAAGCUGUACAGUGGUAUACCAUUGUUUACAUAAAGUUACUUACUUAGCUAUUUAGUUUUUUUUGCCAAUAUAUUGCUGUACCAUAGUUUUGAUUAAUGAAAGAUGUCUAUGUACCUUUCUAGUUUGUAUGGACCUGUUUACCUUGUAAGCCAUAUAGUUACUAUGUACAUGAUGCCAGAGUUAAGACUGAUUAUUGCACUUGAGCCCAGCAGGAAGUCAGGAUUUCAGACAUCCUGAAGAUUCAUCCACAGACAGCAGUGCAUGGUACCAUGUGGUUUUUGCCAAUAAAGAUGACACUUAAUGAGUCGUCAUCUGUUAAAACUGGAGAUGGUCGCAUCUCUGAUGUGCAGUCGGAAGAUAACGGUUUGAACUCUGCUCUUCCACUCAUCUAUUUUUUAUCAUUUUAUCUCGACUUUGCAUUAAUUUUUAUAGUUUUGUACUUCUCCCUGUGCUGUGUUUGCUCCUCCACAUAUCGAGCAGAUGGUUCUUUUGUCUCAGUCAUUCUGUCUCAGUGUUAUUUUCCUGAAUCGUAGUCAAGAGAUUGCUGCAAUGCGUCGUAUUAGAGUGCCUCUGGAGUAGUUGGUGAACCACAGAGAAGUACAGGUUGAAAUCUGUUCUCUUGUACAAAGGAGAUUUUAAACCCUCCUCCCAGUAUUGUCCCUGUUACAAUUCUUGUAAAUGUUCGUCAUGGUGACCUAAUCCCUGCGGAGAGAGAAAAUAAAUUGUUGAUUUUGAA
Messenger RNA from Epinephelus fuscoguttatus (brown-marbled grouper), 1913 nucleotides. RefSeq names its product cysteine-rich hydrophobic domain 1 (gene chic1). Lineage: Eukaryota; Metazoa; Chordata; Actinopteri; Perciformes; Serranidae. The record is from RefSeq and is a predicted model, not a curated record. The transcript has 6 exons. Bases 19 to 543 code for a protein of 174 amino acids.